AUGGUUUUCAAAGCUUUACAAGCUUUGAUACUGGGCCUCAUCACUAAAAAAUAUGAUGCUUGCAACUUUAAGCUGAUAUUCAAUGAUCUUGGCUUGGCCAACUUGAUUGUUCGAAGCAAGGAAGACCUCACUGUUGUCGGAGUUGUGGACCUCGAAUGGUCUUAUAUCGGGCCUGCGCAGUUGUUUGGAUCGGCGCCCUGGUGGCUUCAGGAUAGACCUGAAAAGGAGGAGUGUAUGCCUGAGAAUGAAGAGAAGGAACUUUCAAGUCUGGUUAAGUGGCCGCAAGAUUCGGGAGCUAUGUGGCUACAUAUGUUGAUUUCGUUCGGAUUUAACGACCACCGCAGCUUUCCGUUUAUACAACUGCGUCGCUAUAUUAGGGGUACCAAACGGGCGCAAUACGAGGAAAUCUUUGAUGAUGCUGAGGAGAUUGACACAUUUGCAAUGCGGAAGGUGAGCCAGUUGGACGAGUAUGAUGAAGCACCGGACGGAAAAAGCGCUUGUGGAUAGUGGGAAGAUGACAAGGGAGGCAUUUGUUGCUAAAUCU
Talaromyces stipitatus ATCC 10500 is the source of this 544-nucleotide messenger RNA. RefSeq lists its product as uncharacterized. Lineage: Eukaryota; Fungi; Ascomycota; Eurotiomycetes; Eurotiales; Trichocomaceae. The transcript is spliced from 2 exons. The record is from RefSeq and is a predicted model, not a curated record. The coding region runs from base 1 to 507 and encodes 168 amino acids.